AUGGAGUUUCUAUGUUCAUUACCACCGGAAAUCAGCCUUCAUAUCUUGACCUUUCUCAGACCGUGCUGCCUAAAGUAUUUGUUCGGGCUUGACACCAUUUUCAACGAUUGUCACCAAGACUCAGAAUACGAUGAAAUUCGUAAAAUGGCACUUUACGCCAUGUAUGAAAACCAAAACGUUUCCAUUUGUGCUCCCAACUACAUGCUGAAUGCUGUGCUUGAUCUUAACGAACCACUUUUGAAAUAUCUUCAAUUUCAUCGUCUUGUCAUUCGACCCAAGCAAAUUAGUAUUUUCUUACUUCUGCCAUUUGUUGAAACUUCCACAAAGAAAAUAGCCGAAUAUAUGGAUUGCUUGCAGCGGUUUACAAAUGUGUUUAAUAUCCAUAUACUGACCACUUGCUGCAUCCUGACAGAUGAAGAUAAUAUCAUAAAUGGGUUUUUGCAGCAAUUUAAAAAAUUGAAUUCCUUUAGUAUCGACCAGAUAUCCCAUAUGCCCCAGCAAAAACCAUGUCAGUUUUUGGCUCUGGUCCCAGCUACCCAUCUCACAUUAUUGUACCAUAACGCAGAAGCAACUAUGGUACAACUAGGUGCCUUUAAUACCAGCACCAUCAAGCAUCUUGAUAUCUCUUUUAAUGGACUUACCGAUUAUAAUUUGCAUCGAAUCCAGUUUCCGGAGCUGCUCGAGUCCCUAAACCUUUCCAAUAACAACAUUUUCCAUUUAUCAAGCUCCACUUUGAAUUUGCAAAAUCUUCCAAAUUUGAAAAAAUUGGAUUUAUCAAACAAUAAUUUGAUGAGUAUUUCCAUUUCCCAAGCCACAUGUCAAAUUACCCACUUCAAUGUCUCCGGAAAUAACCUCACCAGCCUCGAAUGGAUUAUGGCACCAGCUUUUUCACAUCUCAAGUCCAUCGACCUUGCCCAUAAUAUGAUCGCUACCAUUGCCAAGUUUCCAUCCAAAGUAGAGUAUAUCAACUUGUGUGGAAAUUUUCUCCACAAUGCGUGGGCAGAUAUCCUCAAUGGCUUGCUUCCGCCGAGCUUGGUACUUCUCAAUGCCCUUCAUUGCCGCAUAGACACUUCUACAAUUCCUGACGAUAUAGUUGGGCUCACCAAACUUUACAAUCUCAAAGCAUUGUACUUUAGUGGAUUUACAUUUUUGGCCCAAAGUAUAGAAUAA
Molecule: messenger RNA, 1170 nt
Organism: Meyerozyma guilliermondii ATCC 6260
Lineage: Eukaryota; Fungi; Ascomycota; Pichiomycetes; Serinales; Debaryomycetaceae
Exons: 1
Coding region: 1-1170 (389 amino acids)
Cellular component (GO): cytoplasm
Molecular function (GO): protein binding
Source: RefSeq, a predicted model, not a curated record